Hemiscyllium ocellatum (epaulette shark) is the source of this 3136-nucleotide messenger RNA. Its product is annotated as CCN family member 1-like. Gene Ontology annotation, cellular component: extracellular region. Gene Ontology annotation, molecular function: protein binding. Bases 577 to 1671 code for a protein of 364 amino acids. The transcript is spliced from 5 exons. The record is from RefSeq and is a predicted model, not a curated record. NCBI's taxonomy places the organism in Eukaryota, Metazoa, Chordata, Chondrichthyes, Orectolobiformes, Hemiscylliidae. Gene Ontology annotation, biological process: signal transduction.
CAGGGACAGGGAGAGGGACAGGGACAGGAACACAGGGAGACAGAGACAGGGACAGGGACAGGAACACAGGAACACAGGGAGACAGAGACAGGGACAGGGAGAGAAACAGGAACACAGGGAGACAGAGACAGGGACAGGGACAGGGUAAUACAGAGAGAGAUAGUGAUCAGCACAGAGUGACAGAAAGAGAGAGAGGGACACACACACACACACACACACACACACACACACACACACACACACACACAAUUGAAUUGGGACAGCUAGAGACAAUAUCACAGAGAGAUGUAGAAAAACUAGCCUAGAGACAGGGAGAACAGUGAAAACAGAACAAUGCUGAUAGAAAUCAAACAGCAUAGAGAGAACCAUGGGUAAGGGACGCAGGAAGCAUAAUUAACAGCAGGAGAGAGAGAGAGAGAGAGAGAGAGAGAGAAGAAGGAGCUGAGGCACAGGGUGAGGGAAGAGGAUUUCAGGGAAGGAGUGUGGGCAGUGGGCAGUGGGCAGCGGGCUGUGGGCUCCGAAGGGAAGCCCUUGACCUGAAUCCCCUCACUCUGCCCCAGGGAGAGCAGACAGACGAUGGAGAGGUUGGUGUUCCUGAGUCUGCUCCUGCCCCUGGAUUCCCUGCUGCUGCCUCAGGUGAGGCAGCAGUGCCCAGGUGAGUGUAAGUGUCCCCCCAGGCCCGGCCUCUGUCCCCCCGGGGUCUCCCUGCUGUUCGAUGGAUGUGGAUGUUGCAGAGUCUGUGCCCGGCAGCUCAAUGAUGAUUGCAGUCUGCAGAGACCCUGUGACCACCUGAAGGGGCUGGAGUGUAACCAGGGGGCAGGAGUGAGUGAAGGAGGAGGCAUCUGCAGAGCAAGCUCCGAGGGCAGGACAUGUGAGUACAACGGGAGGAUUUACCAGCACGGUGAGCCCUUCCAGCCCAACUGUAAACACCAGUGCGCCUGCAUCGAUGGGGCAGUGGGCUGCAUUCCCCUCUGCCCUCAGCAACUCCCCCUGACCGGGGGCAACUGCCCCCGGCGCCGCCUGGUCAAAGUCCCUGGGCAGUGCUGCGAGACCUUUGUCUGUGAUCGGGAGGAACCAAAACCUCAGGGCGCGGCAUUUCACCAGCUGGUUUACCGGGCCGGCAUCAGCAGCAGGGAGCUCAUUCAAAACAAGCAUCACUCUCGGACAAAGCAGCCCGCUCUGUUUGGAGGACAGAGAUUCCCUCGACACAGGUGCACAGUUCAGACAACCCAGUGGUCUGAAUGCUCAAAGUCCUGUGGGCUUGGCGUGUCCACGAGGGUCAGCAAUGAUAACCCUGGCUGCAAGCUGAAGGAAGAGACGCGCUUGUGUCAGAUUCGAGGCUGCGGCCACACCUUCAGUCCCAAACUCAAGAAAGGGAAGUGCACCAGGACCCAAAGGGCGAUGGAACCAGUCCGUUUUACCUGUGCUGCCUGCAAGAGCGUAAAACAAUACCAGCCAAUCUCCUGCGGCUUGUGCACAGACCAGCGCUGCUGUUCACCGCGAAAAACCCGAACAAUCCGUGUCCAGUUCUACUGUGAGGAUGGUCAGAGCUACAGCAAGAAUAUGAUGAUGAUCCAAUCCUGUAAAUGCAGCUACGACUGCCCCCACCUGAACCAAGUGAUCCAGCCAUCCUUCCGGCUCAACAAUGACAUCCACCGCUUCUUAGACUAAAAGCUGACUUUCCAACCCCUUGAGCCCCGGUGAGAGACUGGGCUGAAGGAGAGGCCGAAGGCUAAUCAGAUUGGAGCAUGCCGUCCCUCUGCUCUCAUUCUAGGACAAGGUGAACGGGCUGACUCUCCUUUCAAAGAAAAUAUUGUACAAACAAGAGAGCGCUCCAUUAUUCUCCAGAGUAGGCUUUUCAGACGAUAACGAUCUGUUUGUGUGAGCGUAGCACUAUUUCCUGCAGGCCCAUAGUCUGCUCUAGUGCAUCUUUAGUUUUUGUUAAACUAUUUUUAAUUGGACUGUAGCAUCUCCUCAGCGAAUAAUUUGCUUACUACCUGCACCAACAACACAGAUUGGAACCUUUUGGCACUUUUUGGCAGCUACCCCUCUAACCUACUUCAAAAGUUUCUCUGUAUUUCAAAUUUCACAAGGCAUCUUCAGGUAUCCUGCAGUUUAUGAAUGGCUGUGUUGCAGAAGCCUGUAUCCUUUCUGUCUGAUUUGAGCCUUUUGUGAAACUGUGCCUGUGUGCUUGCGUGUUUGUUUGUCCUGUCUGAGACUGAGUUACUGAACUCCCAUACCAGCCAAAGGGUGGACUUGUUUGCAGUGUGAAAGUGUUGUGUCUCUCAUGGAUCUCCAUGUUAAAUAGGCAGGUGAUGCGGUGGAAAAGGUGCCUGAUUAUUUUCCUGUUAGAAUGAGGCAGCCUCUUGCCUGUGACAGGCCGGUCUGGAGCUGAGGGACUUGUUGGUGGACAUCCAUUUCCUCUGAAACUGACCGUGUUUAAGAGCUGCCGGCCAUUCGUUAAGGAGAGGAAUACGGAGGGAAAGCAGUGUUUGUUUUUCUUUGUUCCCCACCGACCACCAAAAGGGGAAACUGGUGUGAUGUCGUCUAGCUCUGCCUAAUCUCUGAACCUGGUCAUCUCUGUUGGCUGAUUAACCACGACUUUUAAACCAGUUGGUUUAUCACUGGUUCCUGGGUUUUCUGCCAGGUUCGAUACAUUUGACAACAACUUUUAAUUCCUCAACUUAUUUGUAGGUUUAAAACUUCUCAAUGAUACAGAAAAUGCAUUGAAGUCUUUUUUUUGUCAAAAUGAAAAGGUGGCAGUGUAUAACGCCUGUAACUCCCCUCGGACAUCCAGCCUAGGUUACAGUAUCUGCUCCAGUGUUCUGUUUGUGUUUGUCAGAUGUCAGGAUUGUACAAAGUUUUAAAAAAUCACCCCAACACCAGGUUAUGGUCCCAACAGGACCAUAACCUGAAAGCUGUUGGACUGGAACCUGGUGUUGUGGGAUUUUUCACUUUGUCCAGCCCAGUCCAACACCGGCUCUUUCACAUCAGGAUUAUAAUGUCUGCCUGAGAUUCUGCAUCCCAUCGUCAAUCUCACUCCCCGACACCAGUCAGCAGCUGAACUUGUGCAUUCAUUCCUGCAUUGUAUAUAGUAUUUAUCAAAGUGUGGCAUAUUUUUAUCAAUUGUAUUAUA